AUGAGUUCGAGCAAGUCGUAUCUGGAAUUCUCUAUGAAUCACAAUCCAUUCUCGUUCCCCAUCACUCGCAACUCGACAGGGGAAAAUAUCUUCGAUGCGACUGCUCAUCCAAUUGGGUUUCUAUCGCAGUAUCUCAGCAUCUGCACAAAAUUACCCGAACCACUAAACAUCUACGGCCUGGGGGAAAGUUUUGACCCCUUCCGCCUGAAGACUUCGAACUACUCUAAGACGCUGUGGUCGCGAGAUGCUUAUGGGACACCUGAGCUCACAACCUGUACGGCAAUCACCCCUUAUAUUCUGACAACCGUGGGGAAAACGCCAUCCAUGUAUCUUGAGUAUCGCACCCGUGUUGGCGUCGUUGACUUGUAUUUCCUGGGCAGGCCUAAUCCGAAAGAAGUUGCCAUGCAGUAUCCACAGAGAGUUGGCCUUCCUGCAAUGAUGUCCUAUUGGCACUUUGGCUUCCACAAUUGUCGUUACGGUUAUUAUGAUAUCUACAAGAUUGCUGAGGUCAUUGCCAACUACUACAGUGCCGCAAACAUUCCACUGGAGACUCAAUGGACCGGUAUUGAUUACAUGAACCUUCGAAGAGUGUUCACUCCGGACCCAUACCAAUUCCCCUUUGACAAGACUCGAGACCUCGUUCCGCACCUGCACAAAAGCAACCAACACCAUAUGGUGAUGGUAGACCCAGCAGUCACAUAA
Molecule: messenger RNA, 702 nt
Organism: Penicillium brasilianum
Lineage: Eukaryota; Fungi; Ascomycota; Eurotiomycetes; Eurotiales; Aspergillaceae
Source: the annotation of a GenBank genome assembly